AUGAAGCACAUCGCCGCUUACCUCCUCCUCCAGAACGGUGGCAACGCCUCCCCCUCUGCCGCCGACGUCAAGUCUCUCCUCGAGACCGUCGGCAUUGAGGCCGACGCUGCCCAGCUCGACAAGCUCAUCUCCGAGCUUGAGGGCAAGGACGUCAACGAGCUUAUCGCCGAGGGCUCCGCCAAGCUCGCUUCCGUCCCCUCGGGCGGUGCCGGUGGUGCCGCCCCCGCUGCUGGCGGUGCCGCUGCCGCCGGCGGCGACGCCCCCGCCGCUGAGGAGAAGAAGGAGGAGGCCAAGGAGGAGUCUGACGACGACAUGGGCUUCGGUCUCUUCGACUAA
Trichosporon asahii var. asahii CBS 2479 is the source of this 336-nucleotide messenger RNA. RefSeq lists its product as uncharacterized. Gene Ontology annotation, cellular component: ribosome; cytosolic large ribosomal subunit. The record is from RefSeq and is a predicted model, not a curated record. The transcript has 2 exons. Lineage: Eukaryota; Fungi; Basidiomycota; Tremellomycetes; Trichosporonales; Trichosporonaceae. The coding region runs from base 1 to 336 and encodes 111 amino acids. Gene Ontology annotation, biological process: cytoplasmic translational elongation. Gene Ontology annotation, molecular function: structural constituent of ribosome.